AUGCCCCCUCGGGGCGUCUGCAUCGGAGCCCGCUUCCCCCUCUCCUCUCCUCUCCUCUCCUCUCCAAGUCCCAAAGCGUCCGCAGUUGGAGGUGCCACUCCAAAAAGUGGAGUCCUGGGGCAGCACGCCCCGCCGUCCUCAUUCAGUUUCUUGAGGAGCAGAAACGAAAUCCCAGCUGGCAGGCAAAACACGGAACCACGAAACGAAAACCCCUGCCGUGGUCUUAAAAAACAGGGUUCUCCAGUCACGAUAGCCACGAAGGCGAAUCCUUGGGAAGGCAAAACGCUGAAGGCUGAGAGUGUCCGGUCGCAGCUGGAGGAGUCUCUUCAGCGGCUGCGGCUGCAGAGCGUGGAGCUCUUCUACCUCCAUGCCCCGGACCACGAGACACCCGUGGAAGAGACGCUGCGGGCCUGCAACGAGCUUCACCAAGAGGGGAAGUUUAAAGAGCUCGGCUUGUCCAACUACGCAUCUUGGGAAGUGGCGGAAAUCUGCACCCUUUGCAAGAGCAACCAGUGGCUGCUGCCGACGGUGUACCAGGGCAUGUAUAACGCCACGACGCGCCAGGUGGAAAAGGAAUUGCUCCCCUGUCUGAGACACUUUGGAAUGAGCUUCUACGCUUACAAUCCUCUGGCCGGGGGGCUCCUGACAGGGAAGUACAAGUACGAAGAUAAAGAUUUAAGUCAGCCACCAACUGGCAGGUUUUUCGGGAACGACUGGGCCAAAAUCUACCGGGACAGGUACUGGAAGCAGCACCAUUUUGAGGGAGUAUCCUUGAUCCAAAACGCUCUCCGUGAGGCGUAUGGCUCGAACCCUCCCACUCUGACCUCGGCUGCCCUGCGCUGGGUCUACCAUCACUCAGAGCUGCAGGGUAAGUACGGGGACGCUGUGAUCAUUGGAAUGUCCAACAUGGACCAGCUGCAGGAGAAUCUCCGGUCCAGCGAGGAGGGGCCUCUCGUCCCGGACGUGGUGGCGGCCUUUGAAAAGGCCUGGCACCUCACAGCCCACGACUGCCCCAAUUACUUCCGCUGAAGGCGUCCCCUUGGGGUAGAUGGGUCUACUUUCUUGGGUAACCAGUUGACUGGAAUUAAAUGGAGCUCUCUGCAGACACGA
Messenger RNA from Python bivittatus (Burmese python), 1110 nucleotides. The record is from RefSeq and is a predicted model, not a curated record. Lineage: Eukaryota; Metazoa; Chordata; Lepidosauria; Squamata; Pythonidae.